This is a messenger RNA of Hypomesus transpacificus, 6977 nucleotides long. It is a transcript of the gene tubgcp6, whose product is annotated as tubulin, gamma complex associated protein 6. Gene Ontology annotation, molecular function: microtubule minus-end binding; gamma-tubulin binding. The coding region runs from base 330 to 6245 and encodes 1971 amino acids. Lineage: Eukaryota; Metazoa; Chordata; Actinopteri; Osmeriformes; Osmeridae. Gene Ontology annotation, biological process: spindle assembly; microtubule nucleation; mitotic cell cycle. Gene Ontology annotation, cellular component: spindle pole; equatorial microtubule organizing center; gamma-tubulin complex. The transcript is spliced from 25 exons. The record is from RefSeq and is a predicted model, not a curated record.
UUUCGUGCAACUAGCCCUAGCACAAUGGAAGACAGAUAUCAACUGUAAACUGCAGUCUGUUCUACACCUUUUAUAUCCACCUGCGCGAAGCAGGGCAGAUUGCAGCGAAUAUAGAUAGCCUACAGCUCGUAAAGUGUAUAGCUACUUGUUUACUCCAAAACGGUGCAGUAUGUUCACUAUUGCCCGACUAGUAUUGGCUGCUCAGUUAGCUAGCUACAGAACAGCUCACUAGAAUAUGCUAGCUAACAUGGAAGGUGGUGCAAGCUGACCUGUCAACAUUAAACCACCACUGGCUGUGCUGAAUUGAAGGCCGUAAGAAGAAAGUCACCAUGGACUCCUACUCCAACGUCUCCCUCCCAUCUAAUGAUAAUAGCAGCAGCACCAGCAUUACCGAAUUGCUGGGUGCAUUGUGUGACAGCAGUCUUUCGGGGGUGUCAUGGAAACGGCGCGCCCUGGGGGGCAUCUCCCGAGAUGCAGUCCGACGUUCCCUCAGAAAGCAAGCCUACGGGACACUACUCUCCAAACUCUUCCUGGAAGGACCCCUGAAAAGGCCCUCCUCGUCAGCAUCCAAUGUAACCUCCACCACGCCGCCCAGAAAUAAAGUUCUGAUGAUCUCCUUCGAUUUGCGGGUGGCUGGCUGCCAGGACGAAGCAGAGAGGCUGGAGGAUCAGCUUGACACGCUGGCAGAGGGACCCGCGUCAGGACUCGGGGAACUCAACUCGGUGUUGGAACUCCUGGUGCAGCUAGCUGGCUCGGCCCCCCCACCUCCCACCUCCUUCAGCAGAGACUACAUGCGUAGGGAAAGGCCCGUGCUCCGUAGGCCUCCCCUGGGGGGCUACCAGAGUGAGGAGCUCCAGAGGCUGGAGGCUCGGGCCUGGGCUCUGGUGUGCGGGGAGGAGUGGGGCUCCUUGGGAGGGAUGUGUGGGACUCUGGGGCUGAUGGAGGCUCUUCCGGGAACAGGCCUGCUGGCUCUUGGGAGGAGGGCCGAGUUGGAAGAGAAGUUUGAGAGAGAGACCAGGAUGUCGCUGUUUGGGGCGCUCCUGCACACCCGAACCUCCGAUCUGGACAUCAGACUGGACCUGCCGCCUGUGCCCAGCAAUGCUGAUGUCACUGGGCUGGCCAUACGGGUGCCACCUUAUUUGGACCAGUCUGAGGACGAGGGUUUCCAGUCGGCCUCAAACCUGACCCCUGACUCCCAGUCGGAACCGAGCCCCAGCCCCGAGCUCGACGUCUGGGAGGCCAUAAGGACCUUUGAGCCUGGAAGACGUCGCUGCUGGGAACGCAUCGGCUGCCCCCCAGGUAAGAGGGAGGCCCCCUACCUCUCCGAGGGGGGUCGUGAGGCCUUUGACCAGCUCUACAGACUGUGGGAGGGGGAGAUGAGGGUGGUCGGUUGUGCCACCCCCUCUCCACUCCUACCCCCACCCUUGGACUCUCAGACCCAGCUGGUCGGUGACCUCCUGAACGUUCUGAUCGGCGUGGCGUCCACGACCUUCCCCCUCAACCAGGUGUGUGUGCAGUUUGACGUGCGUCCGGGAGUGUGUGUGUCGGGUGCGUCUCCGGAGAGCGUGUCCCGUCUCCUGGCAGAUCUGGCGCAGUACGGCACCUACUACCUGAGGCUGAGUCGCUUCUCCCUGCAGAGCGCCCACAAGAAAGGCCUGGUCUUCCAGGCCUUCACAGGCGGACUGAGGAAGUACCUGCAUUACUACCGGGCCUGUGUGCUCAGCACACCGUCCACGCUCAGCCUGCUCACCUUUGGGUUCCUGUUCCGCAAAGUGGGCAGGCAACUCAGGUACCUCUCAGAGCUGUGUUGUGUGGAUGGAGCUUGUGGAGUUGGCCAGGCUACGUUCCCUGUGGGAGUGAAGCUGCUGUCCUGCCUGUACAACGAGGCCCAGAGCAACUGCAGUAACGAGAACUACCUGGUCCUGCUGUCCCUGCUGAAGAGCAGCUGUGAGCCCUACACACGGUUUGUGUCUGACUGGGUAUACAGCGGUGUGUUCAGAGAUGUCUAUGGGGAGUUUAUGAUUCAGGUCAACGAGGACUACCUGGGCUGCAGAGACAAGCACUUCUGGGUGCAGGGCUACACCCUCAUCUCCAGGGAGGCCGAGGCCUGCGUCCCCGUCUUCCUCCGACACAUCGCUAACGACGUCUACGUCUGCGGCAAGACCAUCAACCUGCUCAAGAUCUGCUGUCCCCAGCACUACAUCUGCGGGUCGGAGCUGCCCGUGCCUCGUAUCUCCGUCACCUUCUCCCUGCAGGAAGUGGAGGAGAUCGAGAGGGACUGUGCCGUGUACCGUGGACGCGUGGAGAGGAUCGCCCAGCAUAGUGCCAUCAGCAGGGAGGAGCAGGCCCUACGCACAGAGCGGGCACGCCAGGAGCUGAUCAAUCAAGUCAGAGAUUCAGCAGCCAAGACCCUGGAGAGCAUCCGUGGGCGACAGGUGUCCCAGCGUCUGGUGGAGGAGGCGAAGAAAAGGGAGCGCUUCGAGGAACUGAGACAGCACCUGGAGCAGGAACUAGAGUGGCACAGCGCAGCCAAGAAGAAGGAACAGGAGGACGACUACAGCUUUGCCCGGGAGCUGAGAGACCGAGAGAGGAGGCUGCAGGCUCUGGAGGAACAGCUGGAGAUACGAGCCAGGAAAGAGCUGAUUGCUCAGUACAGCCACCUAUCGGAGGAGGCUACCAGGAGGGAGAGGCGGGCCUUAUGGAGGGUGCAGCGAAUGAGACUGGACGAGAACCGGGCCCAGUUCCUUCUGCAGGACCAGCUGCACACUGAGGCCCUGCUCAAGAGAUAUCCUCUGGGACAGACGAGACCUCCUCCUGAAUCUCUAAUGCCCGCUUCCACCGCUCAGCAGGAGCCCAAGCCUGAACCAGCACUGGGGUCAGUGGAUCCGGAGGGGUCUGGGUUCCCCCUGGGGGCACCAACGCCUCCCCACAAGCCCCCCCCUGCCACUGAAGACCCUGCCCUCAUCUCCCAGGACACCAAGCCCUCCCAGCUCCUGCCCUGUCCCCGGGACAGCCAGCAGGUGGAGCAGGCACUGCAGGAGAUUGGAUCUGACCUUCCCGAAGGCCCAACCCAACCCCAACCUCAAUCCCAACCACAGUCAGAUGUAGACUAUGACUUCAGCGCCCCCUUCAGUCCUCUGGGGGGAAUGUUGGAGCCAGACCAGCCCCCAGCCGUGGCUCCUGACCAGCCCCAGAACAGGGCUCUCUGGGGCCCCAUGAUUCAGCCAGACAUCCCCCUCUCCCACCCCUCAGACUCCCACAUCCCCAUAGGGGAAAACGUGUCCGACGUCCUGGAGCAUCUCCCCAGGCCCAGUCCCCACGGCCAGGCCUCCCAGUCCAGUUUCCCUCUGGGCCAGUACGCCCCCGACGUCCCCAUCGCCGCCCCCCACAAGCCCGGCCUUCAUGGACACCCCUCCCAGGCCUCUGUCCAGCUAGCAGACGGUACUGAGACCAAGAUGAUAGAGAGCUGCGUCUCCUGUUUUCUACCAGCAGCAGAACAGGAAUUGGCAGCAGUGACGGGGGCCGCGGGGAGCGUGGAGAAGGCUGGCCAGGGCCCAGGGAACAAGGCUGGGGAAGAGAGAGAACAGGGUCAGCUGGAGAGCCAGACAGCCGGUGCUCCGAUCUCCCCAGAAAAGAGGCUCGGAAGUGGGGAUCUCCGACGCCGGUCCCCCCCUUCUCUGGCGAUCCCCGUCACAACCGUCCCAGCUCACGCGUCCGACACUGCUCCGGUCAGGGAGAACGCAUCAGUGGCAGACUACCUUUACACGCGGUCCGUCCACGCGUCACGUGGCCACGCCGAGGAGGGCGAAGGCGUUCCCGAGGUGAUCAACUCUCAGCCGUCGCUGAACACGCGCGGCCACCCGUCUGACGCUCACCUGAAGGCGGGGGAGUUUGCGGAGGCGGCCUCCGCCCCUCGACCGCCCCCGAGCGCUCACGGUCAUGUCUCGGACGCGCACGUCGAGAUCGGAGGGUACGUCUCCGACGCGGCGGCGCCUCGACCGUCCGCCAACGUCCACGGUCACGCGUCCGACGGCCACAUCGCGGUAGGGGAGAACGUUUCGGACGCGGCGGUCGCUCUCCCCGCCCCCAACGUCCACGGCCACGCCUCGGACUCUCACUUCCGGGCCGGGGAGCACGUCUCUGACGUGAGCCUUCCGCUGCCCUCCCCCGGCGCCCACGGCCACGCGUCCGACGCUCACGUCAAGGUCGGGGGGUUCGUGUUUGACGUGGAGACCCAGAGGCCGCGCUGGAGCGAGCACGGUCACGCCUCCGACAGCACCCUCCAAGCGGGCUGUGUGAUGGCGGGUUCGGAAGUAGCCGCGUCAUCUCUACCCGGCAGAACGUUCGGACACUCCUCCGACUCCGCUCUGGGUGCAGGGUGUGUGAUGUCAGGAAACGUACCCCUUCCCUCACCACUACCAGGAAGUCAAUAUGGACACUCCUCCGACUCCGCUCUGGGUGCAGGGUGUGUGAUGUCAGGAAGCGUACCCCUUCCCUCAACCCUACCAGGGAGUCAAUAUGGCCACUCCUCAGACUCAACAUUAGGUGCGGGGUGUGUGAUGUCAGGAAGCGUACCCCUUCCCUCAGCCCUACCAGGGAGUCAAUAUGGCCACUCCUCAGACUCAACAUUAGGUGCAGGGUGUGUGAUGUCAGGAAGCGUACCCCUUCCCUCAGCCCUACCAGGGAGUCAAUAUGGACACUCCUCAGACUCAACAUUAGGUGCAGGGUGUGUGAUGUCAGGAAACGUACCCCUUCCCUCACCACUACCAGGAAGUCAAUAUGGCCACUCCUCAGACUCAACAUUAGGUACAGGGUGUGUGGUGUCAGGAAGCGUACCCCUUCUCUUACCACUACCAGGAAGUCAAUAUGGCCACUCCUCAGACUCCGCUCUUGGUUCAGGCUGUGUGGUGAAGGACCCUGGCAGACAGGACACCCAAGGGCCUAAAGCCUGGGCCUCGAGUGAGCAGCAGCUGCUGGACGAGGGCAUCUCCUCCUGGGCAGCGAGCUUCGGCCGGCCCCAUGGAGCGGGUGCUGAGCAGGACUACCUGCUGUCCCUGGCGUCCCAGUACGAGGUAGAGCCAUACGAGGACUGCUCUAACCUCAUGAUGUUGUCCCCAGAGUGCCAGCUGCUGCAGCAGGUGACGCGGGGCCCCUGGGGGCUCCCCAUGGACCCCUCCCUCCGCAGGGCCACCGACACCACGCCCGUGCAGCUCAGUGAGAUGGUGUCCCUGCCCGUCCUCAUGAAGCACUCCGUCACCACCCCACUCAUCACACAUGUGUCCCUGGUAAACAAGGCCGUGGUGGACUACUUCUUCGUGGAGCUGGGGGUGGAGCGCCACUUUGAGGCCCUGCGGCACUUCCUGCUGAUGGAGGACGGCGAGUUCGCCCAGUCUCUCAGUGACCUACUGUUUGAGAAGCUGGCCAGUGGUCAGACUCCAGGAGAGCUGCUGACCCCUCUGGUCCUAAACUCCAUCCUAAGCAAGGCCCUCCAGUACAGUCUCCAUGGCGACAACGCCCUGGCUCCCAACUUCACCUUCGCCCUGCGCUUCCUGCCCGAGACCUUCCACCCGCACGCCCCCGAUUCACUCAACUGUCUGGAGCUGCGCUACAAGGUGGACUGGCCGCUGAACAUCAUCGUCACCGACAGCUGUAUGAACAAGUACAACCGCCUGUUCUCCUUCCUGCUGCAGCUGAAGCACAUGGUGUGGAGCCUGCGCGACGUGUGGUUCCACCUCAAGAGAACCGCUCUAGUGAAGGGUGCGGGCCGCUCGGUGCAGUUCCGCCAGCUGCAGCUGUACAGACACGAGAUGCAGCACUUUGUGAAGGUGAUCCAGGGCUACAUCGCGAACCAGAUCCUGCAGGUCUCCUGGAGCGAAUUCAAGACCAAGAUGGCCACCGUCAACGACCUGGAUGCCAUCCACCGCACGCACGCAGACUACCUCAACAGAGCCAUCUUCAGGGGUUUGCUGACGGAGAAGGCGGCUCCGGUCAUGAACAUCAUCCACAGCAUUUUCAGCCUCAUCCUCAAGUUCCGGGCCCAGCUCAUCGCACAGCCCUGGGCCAGCCAGCAGGGGGAGGCAGAGCACCCCAGCUUCAUAGCCAUGCAGCAGUCCUACAACACCUUCAAAUACUACUCCCACUUCCUGUUCAAAGUGGUGACUAAACUGGUUAACAGGGGCUACCAGCCUCACCUAGAGGACUUCCUGCUCCGCAUCAACUUCAACAACUACUACAAAGACUCCUGAGUGUGUUUGUGUGUGUGUGUGUGUGUGUUCUACAACAUCUGUCUUGAUGCCAUAGCGAGUCCAAACUUGACUCUAUACCCAUUCUGAUGUAAAUAGUGUUUAGUCGAACGACUGCAUAUUUAAGGCAUGGUUUUUGCCACGCAGAAAAUAUACGACCACGUUUGCGAUAGUGUUGUUCAAACAUGCAUUGAUAGCUGCUGCAGGGCUGUAACCUGUAAAAGGGUACUUGAAACAUCCUGUUUUACAAAUGAUGUCGCCAAAUGUAACGUUAUUCCAAAUCUGAAGCGUGCCUGCCUGCGCAUCUUCAUAAAGUAUGCCCAUUUAUUAAAUAAAACAUGUAACUUUGUGUAAAUAAAAAUCUGAAAAGAAAAUUAAGGACAAAGUCUCAUUAUUAUUAAAUAAUGCAUGUUAAUGUUUUAUUUAGAAAAACUAUAUAGGUCAAACAAUGGGUGCAAAGCCUUAUAGUAGCUGGACACUGUCAAAUACAACCAAGGUGAUUUCCAAACGGACGUUCUAAAAUGAGGAGCGAUACUUGCCAUGCACCCGUCUGAUAACAGAUUACUCCUGAGAGUGCAUUGUACUGACAAACUGAAUACGAAAGUAGAAUAUGAAUCUGUUAUUAUGAGAAUGUCUGUACCUUCAUCUUCUUUAAGACAUCAUAGUAAACUAUAUAAGGAAUGUGUCUUUGCUAAACUGCAAAGAGGGAGCCCUUGAGGAGGGGAUGGGGGGGGG